UAUGAAAUAUGACCUAAAAUGUGUCCCUCCUGCAGAGUUCUGGACAUGUCCCAUCCUGUGAUCAAGCAGACCCGUGUGAAUCCCAGAGCAGUGUUAGGCGUCUUGACGGAGAGGAUUAUGACGUCACUACCUUGUCCGGUCACAAACAAUGUCCGGAAGCGUGGCAAUGCAGCAGCCAACGUGAGCGUCUGUGUGUCCUGAGCCGGAAGGCCUCUAUGAAGCAGAGCGGCAGUACUCAGACAGAUAGUGAUGUGUCACUGGGUAUUCCUGCAAAUACUGUCAUGGCCUACAGUCUYAUUGAACUCUACGUCAAAUGCAAUGGACAGUUUGAGCUGUGCCUCAUUUGCAACAAUGGGGGCUUUGAAAAGGUUUGGUCAAAGGAUGAGAUUGAAGGGGAUGGAAUUAUGGACCUGAGAGGUGACUUUGCUGCCAACAGCCACCUAAAUCUGAACAAAGAACUGGAGAAACUGAGUGGUCAUUUCCAGCUGCUGUCAGCUCUGCCGGUUGCCAAACGUUCCUCUCUGCUCCAGCUCCUCAAGACAACCAUGGAGGACAGAGAGGCAGUCAGUGUGCUGGAGAGUGUGCUGGAUCAGAUGUGUGAUGGUGAGACUCCUGACCUGAGUGAUCUGGAAGAGUCUGAGAGGGAAACAGUCCAGGCCAUACUGGAUCUUGUAGACCAAUGUGUUGGGAAGGAUGAGGACGAGAUCAGAUCCUCUCUUCUCAGUGCUGUCCACCUCAUUGUCAGUGCCAUGGACGGAAUGACAGAUGAGGGUCUCUCUGUGUUGGGAUCCUGUUGCAGUCCUCCAGUCUUACAGGCCCUGCAGAUCCUGGUGCAGCAUGUGGCAGCAGGAGUGGGGAGACCCUCUCUCUGA
Salvelinus sp. IW2-2015 is the source of this 872-nucleotide messenger RNA. The record is from RefSeq and is a predicted model, not a curated record. NCBI's taxonomy places the organism in Eukaryota, Metazoa, Chordata, Actinopteri, Salmoniformes, Salmonidae.